Molecule: messenger RNA, 450 nt
Organism: Perkinsus marinus ATCC 50983
Lineage: Eukaryota; Perkinsozoa; Perkinsida; Perkinsidae
Exons: 4
Coding region: 1-450 (149 amino acids)
Biological process (GO): microtubule cytoskeleton organization; positive regulation of cytokinesis; regulation of exit from mitosis
Source: RefSeq, a predicted model, not a curated record
AUGACCUAUAGAGGAGAUGUCACUGGCGCCCAGGCGGCCCAGUAUUUCGACAAGGUCAGAUUGGAGCCCUUCAGAGAUGCUACUCUCGGCGUGUCCACUUUCGACCUCACCCUUGAACACGUUUGUGAGGGCUUCGAGUUUGCUGUUCAAGAGGGAUGGUUUGAGCUUGAGACGUUCGAUCGGAAGGCUUGGGAGCAUUAUCAGCAGCUCUCGAAUGGAGAUAUGAACUGGAUAGUACCGGCGAAGAUUCUAGCUUUUGCUGGUCCUAGUGACACUUUGGUGGAUGAGCAGGGCCAGGAGGUGUGCCACCCUGAGCUUUAUGUGAAGACAUUCUCAACACCUGAUUUUGGCAUCACUACUGUGGUGAGGCUCAAUGAGCGCAGAUACUCCCCCAGCUAUUUCACCGAACAUGGAAUAAAGCACUAUGACCUUAAUUUCGAGGUAGUUUGA